ACACCAUCACCCUCGAGCCACCCUCAAGCCACCCUCGCCACCGUGGUACAGAGUUACCACGCUGUCGCUGAAGAACUAGCCAAGCUUCCAAACGCACCUGCGCUGGCGGAAGGCAAUGUUAUCCAACAUUCCAUGGCACAGCUCACCACUCAGAUCCAGCAGCUCACCGCUCAAAUCCACGAGGGUUUUCACCAAAUCAACGCUCAGAGAAACCACAGAAUUAACCACAUCGGCAACAAAAUUGACACUCUCGCUACUCGAGACCAUAACAGUAUGGCACGAGUCCAAAACUCCCGUCUCUUAAUGUCCAGACAGCGACUUGCACACGUGAAUCCAACCACAAAUACCUCUACCCAAGGGUUUCGUGCGAGGCUUCCAGAUAUUUCGAGUAUCGAGGAGUAGAUGUUCAUUUCUGUCUUACAGGACUUGGGAUUGUCUACAAAUGGAGGAAGAGACGCGAAAGAGGAACGGUUUAGGCAGUACAUCGGGCUUCUAUCUGAACCACAAGGUGCAUGA
Messenger RNA from Cladophialophora yegresii CBS 114405, 516 nucleotides. RefSeq lists its product as uncharacterized. The coding region runs from base 133 to 402 and encodes 89 amino acids. The record is from RefSeq and is a predicted model, not a curated record. The transcript is spliced from 2 exons. NCBI's taxonomy places the organism in Eukaryota, Fungi, Ascomycota, Eurotiomycetes, Chaetothyriales, Herpotrichiellaceae.